Molecule: messenger RNA, 6864 nt
Organism: Botrytis sinoallii
Lineage: Eukaryota; Fungi; Ascomycota; Leotiomycetes; Helotiales; Sclerotiniaceae
Exons: 4
Coding region: 1-6864 (2287 amino acids)
Molecular function (GO): protein binding; zinc ion binding
Source: RefSeq, a predicted model, not a curated record
AUGCAGCGCAAGAUUUUUUUGCUGCUGUUUCUAGCCUCGCAGGCCGGUGCAGAUGGUACAGAUGUCACGAACAAUCUGUUCUCGGACCUAGGGCCGCUUCUGGCCUUGUUUGGUGAAACUUUUGCCCAACAAUUCCUGAGAGAAUCUUUCACAUGGCUUGACCACAUAAUCUUCGCCAUGGCUCCAUUGGGCAUCAUUACUGCUAUUAUAGGCGCCAUUCGCGUUGGCGGUCCACCCCAGCUGAAAGCUUUGAUCGGUCGUGCACGAGAGAAUCGAGCCUCUGCAGAGCUUGAUUUCAUGUCCUCAACUUCACAUGAGGUAUCCGAGUUAUGGAAUGGACACAGUAUAGUCCGGACCAUGGGGAAAGGUGAAGUUAAACAAAUACUCUUUCUGAAGGGACGUGAUCCUACGGAGAAAUUUGGUCUCUUCACUUUGUCUGACCCUGAAAUAUUAAAACAUAUGACAAAAAAGGUACGUCUGGGUCCUGUGUCUUCGUUUGAAUUGGAAAUGACACGUUCGAUGCUUUCAAAAGCAUAUAGUGAUCCACUCAUCGAUAUACUAAAGGAACUAUGGCGAAAUAAGACACAGGAGCUGUGGAAAAGAACAAGUGUAUCAAAAAGCCCUAACAACGACUCACACAACAACAUGUCUGGAGGAACCAAUUCCAAGGAGGGUCAUUUUAAAAACGACGGCUUGGAUCGAGCUCCGAAUAUUUCUUUAAAUAUACAUCCUAAGCAAAACAGAAGAGAAUUGUUUGUUGCUGCCGUUCUGGGCAUCAUUCUUCAGGCGGGAGUCAUUAUCUUUUCUGCCUUUGUUGCCUACGACAAUCGAUUCGGAGCUGCGGUAGGCGGACGCCCAAGCGCUUAUGCGUUCCCGACUUUGGCUAGUGGGACAGCUGUGCUGGUCAUCGGAAUGGGUAUUUGCGCUUCAGUCAUUGGAGAGAGCACCCAUGAGAGUGUGUGGGAAUUAGCAGAUGGCAAUGUUACAACGCAGCGGGUCGAAGGAAAUCACCAGCCAAAAUUCAAAGAUUCCAGUGAAGAUGUAGAAACAGGAGGUGCAAAUGAUUCUCAUAAUUACCAUAAGCAUUUAUGGAGAAGAGUUUUUGGGGUAUUCUUCAAAAUUCCAAUGAAAGACGGCGAAAGAAAGACUAGAUCUUCGUUUGAAGGACACAAGCCCAAUGCAAAGAAGGGUGAUUCAGAGUCCCGAAAAUUUCUUGUUUUCUGGCUUCAACAGCGCUUUGUUGUCAGCGACCAGACCUUCGAUUCAUAUAUGCUUAUGGCAAGAAUGGAAAAGGAACUAAUCAUGACCUCUUGCCGCGGCGACAAACAGUCUUUGGGUGCCGAAUCUUCACAUCCUAUCAUCGAAGAUAGUUCCAACAAAACAGGGGCUUCUCAAACGUCCAGCCUCCAAAUUCAGCCUCCAAAUACUGUAUCUAAUAGAAGUGCUAGAUCCUCCCACUCUUGUUCGAUGACGUCCAAGACUCAAAACCCUCCUCUACCGUCAAAACAGAUCCCACCAUAUGAGUCAACUUCCAAGUGGAUCAACACGCUCUGCAUCAUAGGGACAUCUACAGGAAUCAUUGGAUUUAUAUUGCAGUUUGAAGGCUUUCGCGGCAUCAGCUGGGUAUGUUCAAUUGCACAGCUUGUUGCCAUUUCGAUAAUGACUGUUGUUCGUGCCAUUAUUCGUCGGGGUAUGCUGGAUAAACCUAUCGCCCAGAAGAUUCCGGAGAAAUUUGAAAUUGACUGGCUUGCACUCAGGAUUGGUAAUGAUGACAAGUACUUGAGCGAUCUUAGCAAAUCUACAGCUCGUCACACAGAUAUGCCUCCCUGUCAUUCUUCAUGGAAAAUCUGCAGUCAAAUAAAUCCAACCGUUCAAGUGACUUCCGGAUUCAUGCCCAUCACCAAUGAGUCGAUAGUUCAGGAAAUUGUUACAGUACGGAAACGAAUCGACGAGUUGACUGCUGAGCGUGUUCUUGGCCCAAGUGAAUUGCCAACACCUCGAAUUACCAACGUAUGCGCCGGUAGCCGAGAAAUCCCUGUCCAGGUGGAACCAAAUACUUCUGACUCGACAAUACCUGAAUCCUACGAUCCUAUCCAAGGGUCCGGAGCAGCGCCUGAAGCUCUCAUAAGAGAGUGUCUCCAAAUACUCACCACUUGGGAGAAGCCCACUGCGUCUUGGGACCCUGCUAAGAAUGAGCCAAUGAUGCAGAAAUGUGUACGCAUUCGGAAACGUCUACAGGAGCUCACUGACUGGUGGGAAACCAAUGAAAAAUGCUUCAAGGGUCAGAAGGUACUCAACGUACGAAACCGUCUUCGACAGCUCACUGGCUGGUCUGAUCCGGUAAUAAAAGCCAACGCUGCCUCUGUAGCCUCAGCAAUCGAAAAAACUAUGAGUUCAUUCAAAGAGUGGCCGGGUUCUACUUUUCAUUGGCUCAUUGACGUAAAGAUUGGGAAAGGUGAAUACACCGCCACGCAAAAAAUUCAACUUCACGCGACAAAGACUGAAAAAGGAAAUCUAAAAGGAAACCUAUGGAGCGUCUCCGCCGAAGACAUUGAGUCAAUUCUUUCGUUGUGGAUGUAUCAUCUGAGUGAUGAUCACCAGAGCGGUAACCGGGCUCAGAAUAGCACCGAGAAUAUUGCUCGUGAUAUACACUCCUUUCAACGAGUCAUCGGCCCCUUAAGAUCUACACUCAAAAGAGAUGUGGCGUGGUGGGCCGGUAUUGAGAGUGCUGAAGCACUUGGUGAGUUUUCAUGGGAUGGUAAAAAUGACACACAAUGUCUCAGCAUGGGUUUUGAUCUGCCAGCAGAAGUCGACCACAACAAAAUUGCUAAGGGAGCAUAUUCCCCAAAAUUCUCAUACUAUGCCAUGAUCGCCAGUGUUUCGAAGGAGAAGUUUCUCGCUCAACAUAUUUUUUCCACCUUUUUGUGGGCAAUUGUAAAUUUCUUGCCACUAUCUGAGAGGGGAAACAAACACCCAACAGAAGUUGUGUUACCAGGAAAUGAUGAGCUCAGACUAAAUGAGGAGCACCCGAACUGGAAUUCUUUACGAUUAACCAACAAAAAAAUCAAGCAAAUGACCAAAGCCGUCGAGAGUUCUGGCCUGGGAACGUUGGAAGACGCUAAUUUACUGAUAAUACCCCCACUUAGCUAUUCUGACAAACUCCCUAACGAAGACAUUGUAGACGUAGUACGAAAAAACGCCAAAGAUAAUGAACUGGGCUAUCGGGAUUCUGCUUGCAAUCUUUAUAGAAAAUUACUGAUACUGUGCGACGAUCUACCACCAGAGGGUAAUUUUGUCUACAAAGUAGUCAGCACUACCGUUGACUUCCUUGUGACUGCUACAUCCGCCUCAGAAACUAAGAAAUACAUGGAAACGUCUGAUGUAAAAUUGGAGAAGAGUAAAAGAAAGUUGGUCGCUGUCUUAAGAUCUAAUCAUAAAACAUGUCUAUAUAUGCUGCAGUCACUUUAUGCAAAGCAAGGUCGGCUCAAGAACUUUGGAAAGGCAGGCUUGUUAGACGAUAAAACCAAAGACAAGGUCAAAAUAUCGGCAAGAAACGGGCAGACAAUUUUACACAAAGAAGUUAUCGAGGAUAAUAAGUUCUCUCUGAAUGGAGGACACAUGAGCCAAUUCGUCGGUGCUGCUGAUAUACUUGGUUGGACACCUCUACACUACGCAGUGAUUUAUUCUUUGGAAGCAGUGCAGAAAUUAGUGGAGAAGGGGGAAGAUCUAGUUAAUAGAUGUGACCUUGCCGGCCGUACCCCCCUGCACUACGCCGUUAUGAAACAAAAGGUCGACUCGAAGCAAGUCAAUGCAGAAGAAAUUAUCAAAAAACUCUUGUUCGCCAACGCAAUACCAUCACAGGGGAGAGAUGGCCUUGUUCCAUUACAUUGGGCCGUGAAAACAGGAAAUAUUGGAGCCACUAAACAACUUCUGGAAUCGCAGCUGCAUGUAAAGACACUGAAUUUCAAAGAUUAUUCGGACAUGACUCCUUUCCACUUUGCAGCUCUCGGUGGAAAUCCAGAAAUUGUGGAAAUACUUCUCAAAAAAAUAGUCAACGCCCAGGAUCUCAAUGCGCAGAACAGGCUUGGACGGACUGCACUACAUGUCGCAGUGAAGGGCAUAAACACCGAUGGAUCUUCUAAUAGAGCCAAGAUCAUCGAAAUGCUUAUCGACAAAGAGGCAAGUGUUGAGAUCAAAGACAAAGAUGACAAAAAAGCUUUAGACGUGGCUGUUGAGAUGGAGCAGAAAAUGAAGAGCCCUCCUCUGCCGCGACCAGAUCUCGAUGGGGAGCCCAGUCACCAUGUAGAUGAUUCAGGCGGAACCCUGGAAAGUGAACACCGGGACAAUCCAGACAAUUCAAACAGCAAAGUUGGUGUCGAUGAGAAAGCUAAGAAGUCGAAAAAUGCUGGGAAGGCGGAAAUACCUUCAAAAGAAGAACAGCUAGCUUCGGUAAUUAAAUCAUUAUUGAAACAAGAAAAUUUAACUGUUAACGGCGGGAAACUAUUGCUCUGGGCUGUUAAAAACAACUUUAAGACACCUUUCGAAUUUCUCAUUGACUCGAAGGAAAUCGCGGUAGACAUCAGCCAACUUAAGACCGAUAAUGGACGAUCAAUCCUCCACUUAGCAGUGCAUGCUAAGUCCGACACGAUGAUAGAAAGUAUACUGGAGCGGUGGAGGCCUAGCAAUAGUUCUUCUCCUUCGAAGCCAUCAUCGUAUAUCGAUCUAGCCGAUGAUUAUGGCCUCACUGCGCUCAUGCUGGCAGUAUCUCAAGGAUACGAGCCUGGAGUCAAAAAGCUUCUUGCAGCUGGCGUUGACAAAGAUCUCAGAGACAUGAAUGGACGCACAGCUCUUUCUUGGGGAGCAGAGCGCGGCCAGCUAGACAUCUUAAAUCAAUUCAUAAAAAGCGGCGUCACUCUAAAAAAUGAGCCCGUGACAAAAGAUUCACCCAUGUUUAUUGCUGUCGAGAAUGGCAAACACGAGGCAAUAGAACUAUUUCUUGCCAACGGUGCGGACUCCAAUGAAGUUGACCCUGACGGAGAUAAUGUUCUCUCCUAUGCAGUGACAUGUGGAUAUACAGAAUGUGUCAAGGUUUUAAUUGACCAUGGUGCUGACCUUGAGAAGAGAAAUAGCACAUACGAGCAGACAGCACUCUCUGUCGCUGCCUGGAAGGGCAACCUCGAAAUGGUCAAACUUCUUUUGACUUUCGGUGCUAGAUUGGAGGCCCAAGACACGGAUGGCUGGACUCCACUUAUCUGGGCAUUGAACUUCGAGCAUCCGAAGGUCGUGAUGUUUCUACUCGGUGAAGAAGUUAAGAGCGCCCUGAAUAAAGAUCAAUAUAUGGAGCAGCUCCAUCCUGCAAUGUCUUUGGCGUACAACACUGGUGAUGGGGAUCUCAUGAAUCUAUUGUUAGAUCUAGGUGUGGAUCCUAAUGUACAAGAAGCCGUCAGUGGAUCGACAGCUUUAAUAGAAGCAAGUAGGAGGGGCUUUUUACGGAAUGUAGAGCUGCUGUUAAGGAAUGGAGUGGACAUAAAUGCGAUGGAUGAUACUGGGGAGACGCCAAUUUCAUUGGCGAUUCGCUAUGAAUUUAAUGAAAUCACGAAAUGCCUCUUAGGCCCAGAAGCAAAUAUUGAAAUGACAAAUGGAGCAAAAGAAACGCCACUUCUGUCAGCAGCUCGUUACGACAAUGAAAUCAUCACCGGAUUGCUCUUAGAUAGGGGGGCGAAUACAAAUAUCGCAUCCAACACAGGUGAGACACCACUGUUAUGGGCUACUCGCAAUGGAAAUGAAAUUAUCACAAAGUUACUUUUAGAGAAGGAAGCGCUUGUCAAUACUGCAAACAACUCCAAUGAGACACCCUUAUCACUAGCGGUUCUCAACAGGAAUUUGGAUAGCAUCAAAUUACUUCUGAGUAAAGGAGCCGAUAUAGAACAGGAAUGGGGCAGUUAUGAACGAAAUUGCCUAUUGCAAGCUAUUUAUGCAGAAGACGAGGAACUUGUAUUGUUGUUGUUAGAGUCAGGUGCAAAACCUAAAAGAGAACAGAAGCAUACUAGAAAUGCACUACAAGAAGCUAUUUGGUGGAGAGCCGAGAACAUUGUAGAUCAUCUUUUAUCUUUCGGCGCUAGUGCGGAAUCGAAAGACAUGCAAGGAAGAACCGCAAUUCAGUUCGCAGCACAAAUCGGCGCUUAUUCAAUACUGAGAAAGCUAUUCAGAGAAAGUUCUGAAGGAUUGAAUCUGCUCGGACCAACUUUCCAUGAUCUACAGGACCGGGACCUCAUACACCACACUUUUGUCAGCGGAUCGAUGGAUAUGAUAUCUUACCUAAUAGUUCGCUUCUCUCCCAAUGAACAUGACUAUCACCGGAAAGACAUCAAUGGCUGGACUCCCCUUCACUGGGCUGCGCAGGCUGGCGACUUGGAAGUUGUGAAAAUGCUUCUUGGACUAGACUUUCACCCGGAUGUCAAAGAACUAGAAUCAAUCAAGAACUGGACUCCACGGCAAAUCGCAAGCUAUAACAAGCACAACGAGAUUGUGGAAUUCCUUAAGCCGUUUUCUAGUUCCGAUGAAGUUCUGCCCUCAGCAGGUAUGUCACACGGGUCACUUGUCUGCGAUGGGUGCAAUUGUAAGAUGCGCGGCUUCCGUUUCCAUUGUCAAAACUGCGAAGACUUUGAUUUUUGCGAAAAAUGCAAGGUCACAAGUGAUGCGACACACCCAAACCACGAGUUCGAUGAGAUUGGCCCAAAACGAGAAACUGAACCGGAACAGGAGGUUAGCCGACAGCAGGAGAUUGGUUUAGAGCAAGAUGACUCUUCCAGUGAGAACCAGUCCGCAUAUGAGGAUUCUGUCAAAGAUGAUGUUGCCACUUAA